AUGCGUACCAGCAUUGCACUCUCUUUCCUCGCCGCUGCCAUCGGCAGCGUUAACGCACACGGGUAUCUCGCCUCCUUCAUCAGUGGAGGAGUGACUUACCCUGGCUGGGCACCCUUCUCUGACCCUUAUAUCACACCCGCCCCCGUUCGCGUUGAACGAAGGAUCUCAGAUAACGGCCCGGUCACUGAUGUCUCCCAUGUUAACAUCACCUGCAACAAGGGUGGUAACGUGCCUACCACCGCAUAUGCCAAUGUAGCUGCCGGCUCGACCGUCACCUUCCAAUGGGACCAAUGGGGAAGCUCUCACUCCGGCCCGGUGAUGACUUAUAUUGCCAAGUGCACUAACGGUUGCGCAAACUUUAAAGGCGAUAGCGGUAAUGUUUGGGUCAAGAUUGACCACUGGGGAUGGGACAAGACUGCCACUCCUCCUUGGGGCUCUGAUCGCCUGGCUGCUCAAGGCGCCAAGUGGGAUGUCAAGAUCCCGGCCACUAUUGCCCCUGGCGAGUACAUCCUGCGACACGAGAUUCUUGGUCUCCAUGUUGCAGCAACACGGAGGAGCCCAGUUUGUAAGCUUCUUUUUCUCAUCCAGGCGCACUGCCAUUGCUUCCCACCCAUCCCUGAUAACCGCGAAGACCGAUAUCUGACCUGUUGCUAUUCACGGUGUAGUACCCGCAUUGCGUACAGAUUAAGCUCACCGGCUCUGGAACAAAGGCUCUUCCUACGGGUUGCUCUCCCAGGUGCAUACAAGGCCACCGAGUCUGGUAUCUUGACCCAACUGUGGUGGUACUCUACCUCCAACGCGACGGCAUCUUACACUGUGCCAGGUGGAGCUGUUUGGAGCGAAUUCUACGGCGCUGUCAUGGCCAAACACGAUACCCUGUCCGAUGCAGACCACACAAGUGUGAGUACCAGCGACAAGGGCCAGCCGGUAGUCACGUACGUGCGGGUAGGGCGCGGGAUGAUCAAAGUCACCAAAUACGAGAAGGAGGACAAAGCCACGCGACAAGCCGGUCUGGAACCAAAUGAAGAGGGUGCUAGUCCAACCCAUUCGUUCGAUUCGUCCCAACCACACGCAGCUCGGCCUCCUUCCGUCAAAAGUCGCGCUUCGAGCGGUGCUGGCUCAAAGUCGAGCAGCAUGCCGGCCUGGGUCUCCAAGUUCAAAAAGUCCAAAAAAGGCAAAAACUCGGGUUUGGAUGCACUCGACCGAAAGGGCCGCAUCCAAAUAUCCUCGCCGAUUCAGAACUCGAAUGGGUCUAUUGAAGGACCGACAUCCUCUAGUCACGAGGAUGACUCGUCUUAUGUUUUGGCCGAACAACCGCGAAAUAUGCUUGCGCCACCGUCGCAACAUCCGGGUAUGCUUACCCCACCCUCGUCUCCGAUUCCUAGCCAUCCUCGCCCCCUUCGUGCAGCACACUCUCAUAAUGAUCUACCUGCCGCCCAACCCAACGAGAUGUGGGCCUCGAUUGCUCAACUAGAAUCCGAGCUCGUUGCACGAUACGGCAGGGGUGCUGUACCCCAACUUGAAGCGCUUCGGAUGCGCAUGCAAAACCCACCAUCAUCUUCGCAUUACGAGGCCGAGGGACAACCUAUAUACCAGCAGAUCGAAUGGGAAGAUACACUCUACGCCAGAGAUGAUCCAGAAUCAGGUUGGGAAACCACUGCUCGCCAUGCGCCCUCUGUAGCUCGGGCCCGCACACGUACGGAGACUCUUCCAGGAAGAACAGCCACAACUUCAUCUGUUCCGCCAGUCCCUCCAAUCCCUAGCCAUUACGCUCGUGCAUUUGUGGACGAUCUCGAUGUUUAUCCUAGGAACUACCCAAGCCCAGUUCAGCCUGCCGUAUCGUCCCGCCCAACAGAAAAUCCAGAGGAUGGUGAUAGUGAUGAUGCAGCAGCCUAUCUGCAAGCCCUUGGUCUUGAGCCUCCGACACCAAAAGGAAACAAACCAAAGAUGCAAACCAAGGCGCAGAAUUCAUAUGACGACACCCAGAUCCGACACCCAGAACCCGCGCGAAGCACGACUCUCCCUACAUACCCACCCAAGAACUUGCCCCGAGGAAGGCCAGAUGCAGGGCCUAUCAAUAGCCAUCUCGACAUCCUGGAACAAUACACUACCGGCCGAUACAACCUCCCCCGUUCAGAUUAUGCCGCCAUGCGGCGUACUCAUUCAAAUGACGUUCUCAGUUUGGUCGACCCCAGCAUCUCGUCGCGCUCUGCAUCCCCACUGAAUACUUCUUCAGCACCUGAAUCACCUGCAACAAGAUCGCAAUCAUCCCGACGAGAUCUCCCGCCACGCCCACCACCACCCAGUACAUUCGCGCCACAUGCCCCCGUUCCUUCAAUCAAUGCGCCUCGUGCGCGAACCUCGUCUCGGUCGCUAAAACAAGACUCAUCUAGUCAGAACUCACCAGCUUCGCUCUCGAGGCCAUCACCCCUACCCCGUUCCAGCCAUCCCCAUGUCUUUAACGUCCCAUCUGCCCACGCACUCCGAUCCGCGGGGUCCAACGGUAGUGCCAAUAGUUCGCAACUUGCGCUCCCCUUGGUCCGUGUACGAAUCACUUGUCCACCACAGCGUGGUGCUUUACGGCAGCUCCCUGCGCUCAUCUUAUUAAAUGCCAGUGCUCGAGCGUCGUUCGCGGCGGCCACUUGGGCCCAGAUGGUCACAUACUGCGCGCGUAAUGCAGGUGUCUCAAUUGCACGUAGGGGAGGUGGGGGUGCACUCCGAGUGUCUGUAGAAGAGCGAAUGGCCGAGCUGACCACGCCUGGCGGAGGGCGAGGCGUUGGGGAUGAAGAAGUCGGGUUCGGGUUGGGAUACUAUGUGUCUGUUGAGAUGACGCUCGAGGGAGACAUAGAUUAUCAGGAUAAUGAAGGGAGUGUUCCGGUAGCAAGUUUGUCCAUUCCAUUGCCGACGACUCUGGGAGAGCUUGCGAUUGUGUUCAGGGAGCGGAAGGACAUUCGAAUGGCUUUGAGUUAG
Rhizoctonia solani is the source of this 2970-nucleotide messenger RNA. RefSeq names its product glycoside hydrolase family 6 protein. NCBI's taxonomy places the organism in Eukaryota, Fungi, Basidiomycota, Agaricomycetes, Cantharellales, Ceratobasidiaceae. The coding region runs from base 1 to 2970 and encodes 989 amino acids. The transcript has 13 exons. The record is from RefSeq and is a predicted model, not a curated record.